AUGCCUCCCAAGUCAUCUUCGCGGGCCUGGGAUGCCCUGGAGCCACCAUUGUCGCAAUGGACCCUCGAUGCGGUCAGCUCAAUGGGAUUUACUCGCAUGACUCCAGUUCAAGCCUCGGCCAUCCCUCUGUUUAUGCAACACAAAGAUGUGGUCGUGGAGGCUGUCACAGGAAGUGGAAAGACUCUAUCGUUCCUUAUCCCGAUUGUUGAAAAGCUCCUUCGCCUUGAUGAGCCUCUCAAGAAGCACCACGUCGGGGCAAUUGUCAUUUCCCCCACAAGAGAACUCGCUUCCCAGAUUCACCAAGUCCUCCUGUCUCUUUUGGAAUUCCAUGCCGACUCGGCGGCAGCCAUCAAACCCGCCGAGGAGGGUGCUCCUCGUCAAAAAUCUUCGACAAUGAAGGUCGUCCCACAGCUUCUUCUGGGAGGCGGUACAUCCCCGGCAGAGGAUCUGAAACACUUCCUCAAAACCUCGCCCAACGUGCUCGUCGGUACUCCUGGACGACUGUUGGAACUUCUUUCGUCGCCCCAUGUUCACUGCCCCCAGUCAACAUUCGAGAUGCUUGUGUUGGAUGAGGCCGACAGACUUCUGGAUCUUGGAUUCAAGGAAGACCUACAAAAGAUUCUGCGUCGCUUGCCUAAGCAGCGUAGAACAGGCUUGUUCAGUGCUAGUAUCAGUGAAGCGGUGGAUCAAAUCGUGCGCCUUGGUCUGCGCAACCCCGUCAAGAUUGCUGUUAAGGUCAAAGGAGCCGGUGCGGAAGAAAAGCGCACUCCAGCAAGUCUACAGAUGACCUACUUGACCACGCCCCCACUUCACAAGUUCGCCAUCCUCAAGCACAUUCUAUCCUCGGUUCAGCCUACACCCCAAAAAACCAUCUUCUUCGUAUCAACAUGUUCCAGUGUUGAUUAUCUCGCCACCAUCCUGCCGAUUAUGCUCGGCAGUGAAUUCACACUAGUCCCGCUGCAUGGAAAGCACCAGGCCAAUGUCCGCCAAAAGAACUUCACUAAAUUCACCACCUCCACCACUCCUUCCAUUCUCCUUACCACCGAUGUCGCCGCUCGCGGCCUUGAUAUCCCCUCAGUCGAUCUUGUGGUCCAGAUUGACCCCCCAUCAGACCCCAAGACCUUCAUUCACCGAUGUGGACGAGCCGGCCGCGCAGGUCGCAGAGGUCUCAGUAUCGUGCUCGUCCACCCCGGCCGGGAAGAAGAUUACGUUUCGUUCUUGGAGAUCCGCAAAACGCCCGUGGCGCCAUUCGAUCUUACCGAACUCUCUGACGAGGAGGCCAUGGCCUCCAUAGACAAAGUCCGCCGGGCGGCCAUGAAAGACCGCGCCAUGUACGACAAGGGCCAAAAGGCAUUCGUCAGCUGGUUGCGCAGCUAUAGCAAACACCAAGCCAGUAGUAUUUUCCGGACCACGGAUCUGGACUGGGAAAAUCUCGGCAAGGCGUGGGGUCUCCUCCGACUGCCGAAGAUGCCGGAGUCGCGCUCCUUCGAGGGUGACCGGUCCCUGGGCAUUAAGAUGGACUGGGACAAGUACGCCUACAAGGACAAGCAGCAGGAGAAGCGUCGCCAGGAGGCGAUUGCGGAGGCUGCCAACUCCACGAAUGCCGAGCAAGGCACUAAGCGUCGUGCUACGGAGAGUGUGGCCUGGAGUCAAAAGACUGAGGAUCGGGAAAAGAGACUCCAGAAGAAGGAGGCCAAGAAGGCUCGCAAGGAGAAGGACCGAUGGGAUAACUUGCCGGAGGACCAGAAGCAGAAGGCUCUUGAGACGGAGCGCAUGCUUGAGGAGAUUCGCGCCAAGAAUGAGCAGCAGCGGUUGCUUAAGGCUGCUGGCAAGACUGAAGAAGCCAAGGAUGAGGGAGAGUUCAACGGUUUUGAUUGA
Molecule: messenger RNA, 1878 nt
Organism: Penicillium olsonii
Lineage: Eukaryota; Fungi; Ascomycota; Eurotiomycetes; Eurotiales; Aspergillaceae
Source: the annotation of a GenBank genome assembly